Molecule: messenger RNA, 5820 nt
Organism: Adineta steineri
Lineage: Eukaryota; Metazoa; Rotifera; Eurotatoria; Adinetida; Adinetidae
Source: the annotation of a GenBank genome assembly
AUGUCAAGUGAUGAAGAUAGUGAUUUCGGAGUAAAAAUUUCUCCACAACCAUUAGUUGCUUCUAAAUCUUCCUCAGAUACUAAACUACAUAUAAAACCGGCUAAGAAACAUGGUAUACCCACUACAACUUCCACUACUCAAGAUAUAUUCGUCUAUGUACCUGAUCUACCAAUGGACUAUUCAGAAAGUGAUCUGGAAGAAAAACUUCAAACUUGUAUUGCGAAAAGUGGACGUAUGAAAAUAAAGAAUAUUAAAUGUUAUUUAAACCUCAGUAUUGCUGUAGUAGAAUUAACUAAUAAAGAAGAUCAAAGAUAUCUUCUUUCGGAAAUUCCCUCGAUGAUAUUUGAUAAAGAACGUGGAAUAAAUAUUUCGUUUGUCAAUGAACUCAAUUUUGACUCUUACAUUGUAUUAGAUCAAAAUAUGACGAAGAUUCCUUCUACCGAUGAAAUCUCUCGUCGUUAUAUGCAAGUAUAUAAAACACCAGAUCAAUAUGUCUGUGAACCCAUUUCUGCUCAAUUUUCAAACAUUUUUCGCAUUUGCUUAACAACUCUUACGGAACUUGUCACCGUUGCUGAUUCAUCCAGUUUCAAAACAGGAAAUACUAUCGCAAAAGUUUUUCCACGUGCUGAUUGUUGUUUUUUCGAAGAUUUACCUUCAAAUACAAAUAACGAGAAAUUAUCGAACGCUGUGGCUGUACAAAUUGGUGAAAGUAAACUUUCUUCCACUUCUUUCUAUGUACAGCAUAAUAAAGAAACAAGUACUGCCGUUGUGUUAUCAACAAAAUUAUCGAAAAAUUGGAAAAGUCAAGGUUUUAUCGUCCUGGAUGGUCGAAAUCUCUCGAAAAAAGUCAAACUUACAUAUCGAGUUAUUGUCUCUCCUUUUCCUCGUGAUUAUGAUGUCAAUCGUAUUCUUCAGAAUAAAUUAUUUGCAGGUCAUUAUCUUAAUCAUUAUCUCAGUGAUGAUCACCUUAUUAUUGAACUUAAUAGUAUCGAUAGUUACGAGAAUUGUCUAGCAAUUGGCGCUAUUCGUAUUGAUAAUGUGACGAUGACUAUCAAACCACAUACGAUUGAUAGUAAUCCAGAUCAAUGUGAAAUUAGUGCAGAAAAUUGGUAUGAAACAUCAAUGCUGGAUACUAAACCAGAUAUAACCACAAUUAUCAAUAAUCCUCAACAUCCAAUUCUUCAUUAUAAAUGGAAUGCUCAAAAUUGGCUUGAGCAAUUUAACAAAGCACAACAACAGAGAAAUCAAAAUGCUAAAUAUGAUCGUAUUUUACACUUAUUACGAGUAACAGUAAUGUUAAAUACGAUUGCUACUAUUCGAAAAAAGAAAUAUAUUGUUGAUGGUCAAGAAAUAAGAUUGAAUUUAAAACGUUUGAAAACAAUUGGAUAUGAUCAUCGAUCCAAAUUAUUCCAUGGAAAAUGUAUUAUGCAAACAGAUUUUAAAACUCCAUAUGAAUCAACCAUAGUUCAUGUGGUUAACGAAGACUGUCUUAUACUUUAUGAAAAAUUAGUUUCUCAAGGAUAUAAACCAUUAUUAUUGAAUAUGGCUAAUGCAGUUACUCCAGGGGGUGGCUAUCGAAAAGGUGAUGGAGCUCAAGAAGAAAAUCUUUUUCGUCGAUCUGAUUAUUAUCAAAGUCUUGAUUUUGAUGUCGCGGAUAAAGAUCAAUCCGAACCACUUUUUUGUACGGAAAAAGGUGCAUUUAAACGACCAACUGGUUAUCGUGGUUUUUAUCCAAUGGAAUUAUUUGGUGCUAUUUAUACAUCCGGUAUAACUGUCUUUCGACAGCGAGAAAUCGAAGAAGGUUAUGCCUAUAUGAUUAAGCCACUUUCUAAUGUUUGUUCGAUAGCAAUAGCAGCAUUUCGAGAUCCAGAAUUGAAUAAAAAUAAAAUGUUAGAAAACAAAUUUGCUGUUAAUACACAUAAGAAAAUUGAAAGUAUUUUUGCUAUUGGAUAUCACCAAAACCAUGAUUGUUUAGUUUUAUCUGCUCUUGGUUGUGGUGCUUUUAAAAAUCCCCCGGAACAUAUUGCAUUACUUUUUAAAUCUGUUCUUACUCAAUAUGCCGGAUAUUUUAAAGAAAUUUAUUUUGCUAUUAUUGAUGAUCAUAAUACUGGAAAUAAGAUUAAUCCAAAUGGAAAUUUUCUUCCUUUUCAAAGGUUAUUGGAUAAUCAAAUUUUUUAUCCGCCAACAAUAUUACGUAUGAACGGAGUCAGCGGACCCUAUCGUAUUCUGAAUAAAACUUCGAAUGGACAAUUAACUCUUAGUGAUGUACUCAUCGUACAUAAAUCUCCAUGUCAUCAUGGAUCAAAAUGUCAUGAUCUUCAAAAUACUCGACAUUGUGAGGAAUUUUCACAUCCACACGUAUGUUCUUAUCAAAGUGCUGAAUCACCAUGUAAAUAUAUGGAUGAUGAAGUUCAUAGGUUUGCAUUUCAACAUAAUAGUAAAUGUAAAUAUGGUGGUGAAUGUACAGAUAAUGAUCCAAAACAUUUAAAUGAAUAUGAUCAUCCUGAUAUGUGUAAAGAUGGUAAUUAUUGUAUAAAUACAACUAAAGAUCAUUUAUUUGCUUGUCGUCAUUUACCCAUUUGUCGAUAUGGAAUUAAAUGUAUGGAAUAUUUAAAAAGUCAAGCUGAUCAUUGUAAUGCUUAUCGUCAUUGUAAAACCAUCUGCUCCUAUGAUAAUUGUUGUGUUCAAUUUCAUGAUAAAGAACAUCUAGAAAAUACAAUCCAUUCCUUUCGACCACCUUGUCCAUUUACGCCAUAUAAUUGUCAAAUAUUUGUUACAUAUAUGCAACGUCGUUCAGGAGAGACGACUACUCGAUAUAUUGAAAAUCAUUGUUUACAAUAUUCACAUGUAUGUCCAUUCGGUCGUUUAUGUACAACAAAAGAGAAUGGACAUUUUCUAACUUCGAUUCAUAUUGCUCGUCAACUUUGUCCUGAUGCAGAUCAAUGUCGGAAACUAACGGAUGAAGAACAUUUACAGUCUUAUUCUCAUCCAAGUAUACGAGAUAUUCGUCUCUUUUGUCGAAAUCCAGGUUUUAAAUGUCACCAUCGAUCUGAUAAUCAACAUAUACGAAAAUAUCGACAUGGAGCAAAUCAUGAUCAUUUAAGUGUUGUACCAUCGAGUAAUUUUAAUUCAUCGAUUAAUUUUGCACGUAAUCAAGGUGCAAUAAUUCGAAGUCUAAAUGCAUUCAUGGAUACAUCAGGCAUGAAAAGAAUGCAAAUAUCUCAAGAAAUACUCAAUUGGGUACGAGCAUUACAACCUGUACAUCGUUGCAGUGCACCUAUUUUUGAAUCCAUUCUUGUCCUUGGCCAUGUGAUGAGUCGUCAUUUUAUGGAACUAUUAAAGAAACCUAAACAUGUUGCUAAAGCUGUGUUACAACAUAGUCGAAUACGUCGAAUUUUGCUAGAACAUAACAUUCCUGAAGUAAAACAAAAUGUUCAUGAAUUAAUUAAACUUUUAGUUCAAUCAGAAUUUGCAAACGUAGGAGCUGAUGGAGUAUUACCGGUAGACGCUGAUCACGAUGAUAAUGUUAAGACUGUUGAAAGAAGAUUAAAGCCACCACUAGAUGAUCAUGACAUUAAAGUUAUACAUGCAUGGGCAGUUGAAAUAGCUCAAGCAUCGAUUGCAUUGACUUCUAAACCAAUGGGAAUUGGCUAUGAUGUUGAUAAAAAAUUAGGAACUGAUAAACAUAUAUUUAGUAUAUUGGGACCACACCAUGGGUCUUAUUAUGGUGAUAUUGUUAUUAGUUUUAAACAAGAAAUCAUGUUUCAUCCGGAUGCAAAUUUUUCUAUUCAAGCUGGAACUAGUUUUUGUAGCGGAAAAGUUUAUACACAACGACCAUGGUGGAAAGAUUCAGGCAAUGAAGAUAAACAUAUAGAAGAUUUUCAUAAUGCUAAAUUACAUUGUUCUGUUCCACGUUAUGAAUAUGCUGCAGCUACUGAACUUGUUGCGAUUACUGGUCUAAAUAAAAAAUCAAUGGAUAUCGAUCUUGAUACUAUUAUUCAACAAUGGUCAACUGUCGAUUCACAUUUUGUCUUUGAGGGUCAUUUACCUCAAUUGAUUCCCCUGGAUUAUAUCGAUAAUGUUUACAUACCGAAAAAUUUAUUUCAAACAUUAAAGCCUGAAGCUCAACAAUCUGCUCGAGCAGUUUUUGGUAAUUCAUUGAUUCUGACUGAUCAUGUAAUCGAUCUUAGUUUAAUUCAACCAGGUGAUCUGGUUCCAUUAGAUGAAACUCGGAAACCUUAUAGAGAAUUUAUACUUGCAAAAAAUCGAGAAAAAAUUCUAGAAAGAAUGAACGCACCACAGAUUUCUCGUGGCAUUGUUAUUACUGUACCUGGUACUAAAUUUGAUGAUCAAAUUGUUAUACCAAUCACUAUUUCUCAAUCAUAUAAAUUAUACUGUCUAGACAAAUCUCAAGCAGCAGAUCAUCCUGAAUAUACAUAUAUUUAUUGGCAAGUCAUGAGUGGUGAUAUGAUGUUGACAAUAUCGAAUGAAAAAAUUCAAUCUUCUGAUAAAGAUCAAACCAAUUUACGAUAUCUUAUUUGUUAUGUGGCUGAAAAACCAUCUCAAGCGACCGAAGAUUAUCAUGAAAUGUUUUCAUAUUUAAACGAUGGUCAUCCUCUUCAACAUUAUAAUAAUAUGCAUACAGCUCGUUUUAAAGCUAAAUCUAAUGUGUUCUAUCGGGGUUGUAAUACCGAUGAUUUCUUUACUUUUUGUUUAAAAAUUACUUAUAAAACAAAUGAAGUAACAUUAUCACAUGCUGGUCCAAAUGGUAUUUAUAAUCAUCAAAAAAUAUAUUAUCGAUUCGAUAAAUCGAAUUUAGAUUUAUCUAGAUUAGAUUAUAUUCAUGUUAGUGGUGGAUCUCAAGAUGUUCCUAUACGUAAUUUAAUUAUUCGUCACGAAGAACUUCCUCAAUUACAUCCAGCAUUUGAUAAAGAAUAUAAAAUUGAUACUUCCGAAAUAAUCAGACAACGUCGAUUAUCUGUUGAUCAUAUACUCCCUGCUACUUAUUACGGUGGAGAACAUAGGGGAAAAAAAGAUACUUCCGGGUCAUCUAAAUCGCGACAAAUAGCUUCCGUUGAACCUUCAUUAAAAGUUGAAAAGCUAUCUGUUUUUCAACGAAUUAGAACCGCACUACUUUGCUCAUCUGGAACAGUUACUCUACCAAGGCCAAAUCUUCAGGAUGUUAGUCUACUAGAGUCUGCGACAUUACCUACUUGUCCUAAUUCUAUUUACUGUUUACAAUUAGCUGACAAAGAUCAUGCUAAUAAAUAUUUUCAUCCAUGUCGUUUUAAUGAAUUAUGUCAAAACAAAGACAAAGAACCUUAUCUUGUUCAUAAACAUCAUAACGUUCCUAAAUGCUCAGACGAUAAAAAUUGUUCUGAUCUAAUCAAUCCUGUUCAUCGUGCCCAAUAUCGACAUACAGGUUUAUCUGAUUAUCUUUAUCCAUGUCGCAAUCAAGAGAGUUGUUACGACAAAUCUACUAGCCAUCGAAUAAGAUAUUUUCAUGGCGAAGAAAUUCCUUCAUUUAAAAAAAAUAAAACAUCAGGCAAUGUUCGUGGUGGAAAUGAAAAAAGACGUCAUUUAAUUCCAUGCAGAUAUGGAGAUCAAUGUCGAUCGACAAAAGAUCCACAACAUAUAGCAAAAUAUUCUCAUCCAAGUUUGAUAUCAGCUAAUUAUGUUCAACCACUUCGAACAAAAACUUCAUCUAAUACUACUUUUCAAUCACAAACACCUGACAAUGUCAAUUCAGAUAUUUCUUCUCCAAAUACAAAUAUUCCUCAGUCUACUAUUCAAGGAGGAGAACAAGCAAUAGUCUCUUGA